AUGGCCGCAAAAGGUCGAGCUGGCGGAGUUCUCCCUAUCAAUGCGGCAGCAACCAAGAAAGAGAAGUCAGGCCAGGGCCAAGCAAAGUCAUCACCGCGCAGUCAAGCGCCGAGACUGAGACUCAUCAUUCGUCGACUUCCUCCCGGCCUGACCGAGGCCGAGUUCUGGACCGGUCUUGGAGAAGAAUGGCAAGUUGGCAAGGGCAAGAUCGACUGGGCAGCCUUCAAGGAUGGCAAAAUAUCCAAAGAUCCUGCAAAACCAUCUCGGCCAGCCCGUAGCUAUCUCAAAGUCAAGGACCAGUCAUUGCUGGAUGAGCUUGCCGCCAAGAUCAAGCAGACCCCUUUCCAGGACGCGAAGAACACCACGCGAGACGCAUGCCUCGUCGGUCCACCAUCAUUGGAAUUUGCCCCAUACAAUAAGCUCCCCAGUGGACGUGUUCGCAACGAUGGUCGACAGGGAACUAUCGACCAGGACCAGGAAUUCAUAGACUUCUUACAAAGUUUGACGGAACCCAUCACGAAGACUCCUGCCAACGGAACAGAUGUCGACGGUCCUCACGACAAAGUCACCACCACGCCCCUUGUGCAGUAUCUGAAGGAGAAAAAGGCCAACAAAGCCAAGGAAGCUGCCGAGAAGAAGAGUUCCAAAGCACGCCAACAAGACAGCAAGGAAGGUAAGCAAGGAAAGGCAGAGAAAUCUGCGGUCGUUGUCAAGGGUACUCCGAACACCGAGAAAGCCCGGGUGGCAAAGGCCACGCAGGACGCUGUGAAGGCUAUCAACAAGUCCGUCGCUUCCAUGCAACCCAAACCAGCAGCCACAUCUUCAAAGGGCGAGGAGAAAGCCGCGACGAAGUCCACACCUGCCGCUCCCCAAGCUCCCACAAAGCGAGAGCGAGGCAAUGCCGCUGCUGCGGCAGCGCGGUUAGUUCAACGUGACCUAGGGCUGACUCCCAAGUCUCCCCGAGGGGCUCGCGCUGCAUCUGCAGCAUCCACACCAGCUACAGCUACUCCUAAGACUGAAAAGACAUCUUCUGAGAAAGCCGUGGUCUCUACGACUGAUUCAAGAGCUACACCGGCUCCGACACCUGGCACAACUCCGCCCACCGGGCCGCGCUCAACCCGCAACAACGCGCCAGCUGCAGCAAGCCCUGCUCCAGCUGCAUCUGCGCCGAAGGCCACGCCCGCUCCUCGUGCCAAGCCAGCUCCGCAGCCCUCGCCUGGCGCUAAGUCCGCCUUCCUCAAGCAUGCUAAUCCUAGUCAAGGGGUCACAGAAGACCUGCUCCGCACCGCUUUCUCCGCGUUCGGCACCGUGAGCCGUUGCGAGAUCGACAAGAAGAAGGGCUUGGGAUAUGUCGAUUUCGAGGACACCGAGGCUCUGAAGAGCGCAAUGGCAGCAAGCCCCGUGAAGAUUGGCGAGAAGGGCGGGCAGGUGGUAGUACUUGAGAACAGGAAUGUCGCGAAGGGCGCAAAAGCUACGACUCCAAAAGCCCAGGCGACCCCAGCAUCCGCCGCGGCUGCGAAAGCCGAUUCUACGCCGAUUCCGAGCCCAAAGCCUGCCGCGGCCACGCCAGCCGCAGCAGGAGCUAGCCCAGCGGCAGUUGACACGCCCACGUCUACACCUGCAGCAACGUCGGCUAACGAUACUGCGGCCAAUCAGGCAGCAACGACAUCGUCGGCGACUGCGGCUGCCAAUCCUCCUACAGCGCCCCGUGGAAAUGCCGCUCGAGGCGGUGCCAACGCCAGAAGUGGCCGUGGUGCAUUCCCGCAAUCUGGGCGCGGUGGUGCGCGUGGAAAUUUCAGAGGUCGAGGUUAUGGACGCGGCCGCGGCGGUGCAGCAGCAGCAGCAGGCGCAGCAGCCAAUGCUGGUGGAAAUAGCUCCCCAGCGCCGGCGGCUGGGGGUGGAGGAGAUGCAAAGUGA
Messenger RNA from Cyphellophora europaea CBS 101466, 1917 nucleotides. RefSeq lists its product as uncharacterized. NCBI's taxonomy places the organism in Eukaryota, Fungi, Ascomycota, Eurotiomycetes, Chaetothyriales, Cyphellophoraceae. The record is from RefSeq and is a predicted model, not a curated record. Gene Ontology annotation, biological process: positive regulation of translation; nuclear-transcribed mRNA catabolic process, nonsense-mediated decay. Gene Ontology annotation, cellular component: cytoplasm; nucleolus. The transcript is spliced from 2 exons. Gene Ontology annotation, molecular function: mRNA binding. Bases 1 to 1917 code for a protein of 638 amino acids.